Mesorhabditis spiculigera is the source of this 1002-nucleotide messenger RNA. NCBI's taxonomy places the organism in Eukaryota, Metazoa, Nematoda, Chromadorea, Rhabditida, Rhabditidae. The record is from the annotation of a GenBank genome assembly.
AUGUUUGAAGACGAUGACUUUGAUGACUUCUUCGGCGAAGAGGCCAUCGAGGACAAUCGUGAGCAAAACAAAGAAACAUCGGUCGCGAACCUAUUCGAUGAGGAAAAGCAGGCAGACGAUGCUCAGAAGCCCGAGCGAAAAAAGCGAACGAUGGGCCCGAAAUUCAACGAAGCCCUCCUGACCGGGCCGAAGGGCGUCCGCAAUCUCGUCGCCCUCACCAAAGAUUUCAAGCCGAACCCGAAGGCCGAUCCGUAUGCCAACCUCAAUCUGCUGCUCCAAAAAUAUCGCCAUUGGGCGCACGUAAUGUGCCCUCAGAAGAAAUUUGAAGAUGUCAUCCAGCACUGCGAGAAGCUGAGCAACAAAAGGGCUAUCCAGGUGCAUAUGAUCCGGUUGAAUCAAGAAAGUCGCGGAAUCUUUGUGGAAGAGGGAGACGAGAAUAUCAAGCCAAGUGCCGGCAAGAAGAAAAAGGAAAAAGAUACGGACGGCUGGAGCGAUGAUGAUUGGGAUGCGGCCCCGGGGUCUACCGUCCAAAAGUCGCCAGAAAAGCAAGCAACUCGCUCUUCGAGUCCGAGUGAAUCGGAGGGAAGUGUCGCGUCGAAUUCAGAUAAUGGAGAUGUUGAUGAUAUUUUUGACAAUGGUGUCAGUCCCAAGAAGAAGAAGCGCUCCAAAAAGUCCAAGAAGACAUCUGAGAAGAUGGACAAAUCGAAGGCGACCGAUUCCCAAAGAAAAUCACCAAGUUUUGACGGGUUUGAUACAAGCAUUGCCGAACCAAGCUCUCAAGUUUCCCCUGAAGAAAAGCAAAACAAGGUACAUCCCCCGAAGCGUGCUCGGCUCAUAGAUUCAUCGGAUGACGAGCCGGAACCUGCUCGAGAAUGGAUCCCUGAAGAGAAUUCGCCUAAACCCGCGCAACCCAAACGCGCAGUUGUCGUUUCAUCGGACGAGGAGCCGGCAGAAGAUGAUGAGGCUUUUGACGCCGAGUCAGCGCUGGAUGAGCUGGGAAUG